Molecule: messenger RNA, 3310 nt
Organism: Spea bombifrons (plains spadefoot toad)
Lineage: Eukaryota; Metazoa; Chordata; Amphibia; Anura; Pelobatidae
Gene: GPR85
Product: G protein-coupled receptor 85
Exons: 2
Coding region: 827-1939 (370 amino acids)
Biological process (GO): G protein-coupled receptor signaling pathway
Cellular component (GO): plasma membrane
Molecular function (GO): G protein-coupled receptor activity
Source: RefSeq, a predicted model, not a curated record
UGCAAAUUCUCCCAUGUUCUUCCCAGUAACAAUGUGCUCAUCAUUCUCCUCCCACUCAACAAUACAUAAAAAACACACAAUGCAUCAGUCUGGAUGGGUGUUUCCUUUCUUGAUUUUUUUUAAUGUAGCAAAAUCAUUAAGGUGUCAUUUGAUACAAACAGCUCAACACAAACUGUAGCAUAAUGUUUUUGGUAAACAUGAUCAGGGAGCUGGGAAAAUGCACUGCCAGCAGCAGUCAAUGGUGCACAGCAAAGCUGCAUCCACGUUCUACAUGCUGAUCCCAGACAGGCAGCAGCAGCAGCCAUCAUAUUUGUAUAUGUGUAAAUACACGGCACGGCUUGCAAGCUGAGAUGGCCGAGAUGCCUGGGAGUUGACUUCCUCAGAAGCUGCAGCAGGUAUGCAAGAAGCUGUCUGACUUGCCCCCCAUUCACAUAACAGUGGGACUGCUUCAGCUGCUGUUGCUGGGAGAGUCUGUGCUGCUGCGACAGGGGAGGACGAAGCGAGCAGCUCAAGGAGCCUCACGGCGCAUGCUCCGUCCGAGCCACUGACUAUAUUCUCAGGCAAGAUACCCCUGGAAAAAAAAAUCAGCAUUUUAUAGAAAGAAGAAGCUUCACUGGAAAAAUACUCUUGUCAGGAUAUUAAAGCACCAACAGAUCUCUACACAACAUGACACAACAGAAGGUGGAAAGAGCAGAAUGUGUGCCUAGAAACCGGCUUGGUUGUCUUUGUGGAUUACAUUUUUUGUAAAAUGUAUGGAUCUAUCUUGUACUUGCCCCUGUAUAUAGACCAUGAGACUUGACUGAAGCAAUAUCUACAUCAUCCAUCUAUGGCGAACGAUAGCCAUGCAUCUGACAACAUUCUGCAAAAUGUAUCUCCUUUAACAGCAUUUUUAAAACUGACUUCAUUGGGCUUUAUUAUAGGAGUCAGUGUGGUGGGUAACCUUCUUAUCUCCAUUUUGCUAGUCAAAGAUAAGACCUUGCACAGAGCUCCUUACUACUUCCUUUUGGAUCUUUGCUGCUCAGAUAUUCUCAGAUCUGCUAUUUGUUUUCCAUUUGUAUUCACCUCAGUGAAGAAUGGUUCCUCUUGGACUUAUGGAGCUCUUACUUGCAAAGUGAUUGCAUUUCUUGGGGUUUUGUCUUGCUUUCAUACAGCAUUCAUGCUCUUCUGUAUAAGCGUCACAAGAUACUUAGCUAUAGCGCACCAUCGGUUUUAUACAAAAAGGUUGACCUUCUGGACUUGCCUGGCAGUCAUUUGUAUGGUGUGGACCUUAUCUGUAGCUAUGGCUUUUCCACCAGUUCUAGAUGUUGGCACCUACUCUUUUAUCAGGGAGGAAGACCAAUGCACGUUUCAACAUCGCUCCUUCAGGGCUAACGAUUCUUUGGGAUUUAUGUUACUUCUUGCCCUCAUUCUUCUAGCCACACAGCUUGUCUACCUCAAGCUGAUAUUUUUUGUUCAUGAUCGAAGGAAAAUGAAGCCAGUCCAGUUUGUAGCAGCAGUGAGCCAGAACUGGACUUUCCAUGGUCCUGGAGCCAGUGGGCAAGCAGCGGCCAACUGGCUAGCUGGGUUUGGAAGAGGCCCCACACCGCCCACCUUACUGGGAAUAAGGCAAAAUACAAACACCACAGGCAGGAGAAGGCUCUUGGUUUUAGAUGAGUUCAAAAUGGAAAAAAGAAUCAGUAGAAUGUUCUACAUUAUGACAUUCCUUUUCCUGACCUUGUGGGGCCCCUAUUUGGUAGCUUGUUACUGGAGAGUUUUUGCAAGAGGUCCUGUGGUACCAGGAGGAUUUCUAACAGCAGCUGUCUGGAUGAGUUUUGCCCAAGCUGGAAUCAAUCCUUUUGUCUGCAUUUUCUCAAACAGGGAGCUGAGGCGCUGUUUCAGCACAACCCUUCUUUACUGCAGAAAAUCCAGGUUACCAAGGGAACCUUACUGUGUUAUAUGAGGGAGCAUCUGCAAAAUCUUUAGCCUUGUGAAACAGUACCCUUCUCUGCUAAGCAAUUGUGGCCUGUAGCCAUGUCUUGAGAAGUAGACCAAGAAUGGAAUGUUAGCAGCAUUGUGCACACUUCGCAAAAGAGCACCUGUAAUCCUAUUUUAUCCAAGUGUUCCUGCUGGCCACCAGGGAAGGUUUGUAAUUGGAAAUGAAGGACUAAACCACAGACAUGAUUUUGUUUCUGUGGUUGUAAGUUAGAUCUUGCAAAUGGCAGGUGCUUAGAACCACUGCUGAAUGCUGUGUAUAUCACCAUAUAAAAAAAAAAAAAAACAAGAACACCCAGAAAGGUUAGAAUUGGACAUCUUAAUAAAUUGAAUUGAGGUAAAUGUGUUAAUAAACAUGCUUUUAAGAGUUUGAAGACUCUGAAUAUUUAAUACCGUUUGGGGGUUUCUUUUGCAAAGAUUGACAAAUGGGAAAUUAAAAUACUGUAACUGAUAAAGGAUGUGCCAUGCAUUACUGGAUUAUCUUACUAAGAGGUUGUUUUACCUUGUAAGUAAUUCUUGGGGAGCAUUCCAAAGCAGUAUUUUUUGUUAACAUUAUAUUCUACUUUUUCAAGUAUUCUUUCUAUAAAAUAUAAAGAUUUUCUUUAACAGUAACACUCACAAUUAAAUGCAAUUUGUGAAUUUGUCUUUUUAUUUUUUUUUUUUUAGACGUGGCAGAUAUUAAUUUCCACUUUAUUUAAGAGAAACCCUAGAUAUCAAUUUGUUUUGGCAACGUAAUAUCCAAUUUGCAGUAUUAAAGGAUUUACCUAUGGAACGCUCGUAAUAAUACAGAAUAAAUACAUGUUGCCUUAAUGGGUUAUCUAGUAUCUUCCAUUUUAUUCCAGACAAUUUAAUCAAAAACUUGUAGCCAGUCAAUUGGGAGUGCGUGGAAGAACGGUUCUAUCCUUUCUUUCCUUUUGCACAUUGCCUGAGUGAGAACCACUAACCAGACAUUUUGCCUAUUCUGGUUCAUUCUACGAAACAAGGGCAGUUGAAUAUGUUUAUAUUUGAAGUCAACUGUCAUGGGAAGACCAGAGCCUUGGUAUUAUAUUUUGCACAAAUUGUGAAGCAUUUAUUCUACUGAAGGCACAGUCCUGUUUAUACUUUCUGCACAUUUUGGUGUAUUGGUUGUUUGAAUUAUUUAUUUUCUUUUUUUUUUUCUUCUUGUAAAAAAAACAUAUAAUUUUUAGUAUUUUAGAAUAACAUUAGUCUGUGAGUCUUUCUUUCAUUCUUUAAGAUACAGAUGUGUGUGAAAUUUAAAUAUAAAGUUGCAUUUGCCAAAAUUUUUCUUGUGUAGCCUGUUAAUUUUUCCUGGAAUAAAAUUUUACAUUUUUCCAGUUAU